CGUAGUACAAUAGAACUCGGACCCCUUGGCAUUGAUAGCCUGCGCGGACUACAACUACCAUAAUCCUUCGGCGCUGCGGCGACUGAGGCUGCGCAAAGGAAAGGGGGCCGGCUCGGCUAUAAAAGAGCGAGUCCCAGCCUAGAAGGAAGUAGUUGGAGAGUGGUUGACGUGUGCUUCGGAGCUGGAGGUGUGAGUGAGGGACUGAAACUAAGUUGCGUGUUCAAGAGCGGCCAGGUGGUGGCAGUGCCUAACAGUUUCAUUCCAGUGCCGCGUUCCUACCACACGGCUGCUUGAGGAGAAGGGAAGCCAAAAGAGAACUGUGACAGGAGAGCUCAUUGUAAUUAGACUGUUAUCCCAAGCAGAGCUUCUGAAGCCAACUGCCUGUCACUUUCCCUGGUUUUACGACACUUGACUCCCAGUGAAGUUGUUCAUCUGUUGCAUUCCCCCACAAAGAAGAAGCAAUGUCUGAAGUGGGAAUCUGCAAAAGUUUGGCAGGUGGGGGUAGUUUUCUGGCCCCUAAGGAAGGCGGUGGGUGGCAGAGAGAGGAGCAGCCCGUGGCAGAUGCCAACAGUGUGUCAGAGGGCCACCACAAUGAAAGUGGCUACCAAAAGCCAGGGCAGCUAGUCAAGGCAAACGCCCGGCAAGAAGACGAUUGGAAGGAGCUUGGAAAAAAGAGGCACAGGAGACUCCGAUCUAAAAACAAGAGACAGUGGAAACCCUACAGUAAACUCACCUGGGAGGAGAAGAAGGAGCUUGAGGAGCGUCAAUCCCAAAGGGCAUCAAGGAUACGAGCAGAAAUGAUUGCCAAGGGGCAGCCCGUGGCACCUUACAACACCACCCAGUUCCUAAUGGAGGACCACGACCAGGAAGAGCCAGACCUGUGCCCCCCGCCGAGAAAGUCCUCCGCCGCUCUUCCCCUGGCCAUCAUAAACUCAUCCUACAAAGGAGACAGCACCGACGAUGACUUGGAGGAAGAGGAAGACGAAACGGGCAGCGACGGAAUGGGGGGCUACGACGGGGAAGACUUUUUGCAGAGGGAUUUCUCGGAGACCUAUGAGAAGUACCAUGCGGAGAGCCUACAGGACAUGAGCAAGCAAGACUUGAUUAAAGAGUACCUGGAGCUGGAGAAAUGCUUGAGUCGGAUGGAGGAAGAGAACAACCGCUUGAGGCUCCAGUCGUUAUCCAGCGCACCCGCUGCCGACCACAGGGACACAAGGAUCCAGGAACUGCAGCUUGAGCUUGAAAAGCUGAAGGAGGAGAACCGACUUCUUCAGGAGAGGAAGCAAGUGGCAGCAGACUCACGUGAACACUGACCAAUGACUUGACUAAUGCCACUGAACUUUCUACAGUCAAAGUACAGGUCAACACGUUCCCUUCCAUAUUUUUUAUGGUUGGCUUUCUGGAAUCAGGGCAGCCAUUGGGGGGCAGCUGGAACUACUAUAGGGGGGUGCAUUUUUAAAGGCCUGGAGAUCAGUUUCUUUUUCCCCUUUUUGUAGUUGGAGCCCAUUAGGGUCUUUUGCUCAUGGGCAGGUAAGGCAAUAUCUAGGCCCUGGAGGAGUUUACAAGGGGCGUGCUCUGCUGAGGGGAGGCGGGGCCUGACUAGUUUCCUAGUCCUCAAUUUCUAAUGGUGGCCCUGGCUUGAGUAAGCACAUCGCUGCCCUAGACCAGUCAUUUAGAGUUUACCCACCCUACUCUACAAUAAAUUUUUUUUUUUUUUUUAAUUCAAAUCUGAACUGUAACAUUUACAAACAACACAGGCCAAUGGGGGAAAAGACUUAUUUUUGACUGUUGAUCACAUUAAGACUUUUUUUUUUUCUUUCUUACAGCAGUGUGAAUCUGAAAUAGCAUAUUGAGUUUUAUGAUGUCUAUAUAUAAAUAUAUGUAUUAAGUAUACAGUUUUUUGUAAUGAUUUAUUUGUCAGUAUGACGCCUUAAUGCCUAUUCUCUAACCUUUCCUCGCAUUCUAACCUGUUUAAUGAUUUCCUUUUUUUUUUUUCAGUAUGAAACUUUUUAAUAAAUGUUUAAAAAGUAAGUCGACGUAACUGGUUGCUUUACUUUCCCACGUUAUCAGGUUGAAGGUUUGCAUGUAAAUUCUUCUAGAAUAUUUAGAGUUUGCCACUUUAUGCUGAACGCGGUUUCAUGUAUCUGUGAUUCUUAUCCGUUCUGUGCCAGAUGCUUACAAUGCACUGUCCUGUGUGUUAGAGAACAGUCUGCCUUUGCCAUUCUUGCAAUGAGACCUCCGUUUUCAACGAGCAAUUCCUUGCUUUAAACCGAUUGUUCUUUAUAUCGUUUAUUUAGAAUUAGUUAUCUUAUAUUUCGGUGGUUUUAGUAAGGGGACACCCACCUCAAAGCUGUUAUUGCAUUGUUCAAAUUAUAUUUUCCAUACAUCGUGUCAGCAGUUUUGGGGUAAAAGUCCUGUUUAAGGUGUAAGUUCUCCCAUAUCUGGAAAGUGUUUUGGCUUAUAAGUGGGGUGUCUUUAAGUUUAUAGUCUGUGACACAUGGGGUUUUUACUACCGCUUUUUAAAGCACUUGCCGAAAUAACCAGUUAUGCUGUUGUGGAUUGCUCCCCUGCUGGUAAAAAUGGGAAGUGCAGUGAGUUUGAAAUUCUUGUUUGAUUUUUCCUCUGGGAUUCCACAGAGCCCUAACUGGACCUACAAUUGAAACUGGUAGAUUGUAGGUCUGGACUGAGAAUCAAAAUAGGCCCUGGCAUUUCAGGUACCCAGAGGCCGAUUCAGCACACACAGAGGCCCAAACAGCCCCCACCAGCCCACUAAAUACUGAUUUUCUGUGGCACCUUAUAGCAGCCCCUCUGGCAUUUGCCAGAACCCACAGAUCGCCAGUCUGGGCCCUGUAGAUUGUAAACCCAUGUAAUGUUCAAAUUCAGGUUACUGAAAUCAGUGGGUUAUGUUUACUAAAACUGGAUAAAAUUGCCCCAGGACACCAACCAAUCAGCAAAGCCGUCAGCUGCAGGUAGAAAAAUGAGAAUAUAUACUUGAUAUGCUGCUUUAGGGUACCGCACCAAGGCAUUGUUCUUCCUAAUUGACUUUCAAUUUGCUGUUUCAACACCUAGGAAUCCUAGUAAUGCGAUAACGGGGCAUAACCAAAUAAUAAUAAGUCGGGCUUUUGUCCUAGUGAGUGUCAUACUGAAAGUCUGAUUCAGAUUAACGUCCCCAUUAUUUUGCGCUCUAUCGUAUUUGCUUUAAGGGCCAUACAUGAGAGGUUUCUCAAGAGGACCCAACGUGUACUGUAAAUUCUGCACGUCUCUGCUGACUAGUCUGUACAUGCCACACUGUAGCCUAAACUGUCAUAUACAAACCACUAUAAAAUCUGGGAAUUUGUGCAGUUAUUUCUGAUUUGCCCCCUGUGGUGGGGGGAGGGGCAGUGUGCUUUUGUAUAAAUAAUUAUUUUAACAUUUUAAAUUCAAGGCUGUGAGAGAGAAGCUAUGGUUUUUCCUGUGGUGUGUGAUGCCAUAACUUGCACAGGGUAUUUGGGAGGGUGGGAGCUGACAUAUUGCUAGAUUCAGCAGAUAAGUAUCCUUCAUAUACUGCUGAUGAGCAGUAUAUCCACCCAAUACAGCUGCAUCAUUGGAGUCUUCAGAGAAUAUUUCAUGUUUAGGUAAGCAGUACAUCCAUUCCCCCUGCUGUUUAAAUACGAAUAACU
Messenger RNA from Xenopus laevis (African clawed frog), 3659 nucleotides. RefSeq names its product hexamethylene bis-acetamide inducible 1 S homeolog (gene hexim1.S). The record is from RefSeq and is a predicted model, not a curated record. The coding region runs from base 462 to 1313 and encodes 283 amino acids. Lineage: Eukaryota; Metazoa; Chordata; Amphibia; Anura; Pipidae. Gene Ontology annotation, cellular component: cytoplasm; nucleus; nucleoplasm. Gene Ontology annotation, biological process: negative regulation of transcription by RNA polymerase II. The transcript has a single exon. Gene Ontology annotation, molecular function: cyclin-dependent protein serine/threonine kinase inhibitor activity; 7SK snRNA binding; snRNA binding.